AUGUCUCUUGCACAGAAGCAGAGGUCUGAUCCCGAUAUAGAUUUCAAUGCGGUGCAAUCAGAGAAUCGAGACGCUAGCGCGACGCGUUCACAAGGCAGUUCUGAUCGUGACGCUGUGUUGACUCCGGUUGACACGGGCACGCUGGUCGUCAAAAAUGAGGGAACUAGUUAUAUUGACAGUGCACAUUGGCGCGCUAUUCUGGAAGAGAUUAAUGGCGUGAAAGAAUAUCUAGAUGAGGAUGGAGAAAAUUCCGACGAUGAAAGCGUCAAGAUUGACCCGUACGAUGACUCGUCACCAGUUCUGCUGCUUGGUCAUGGCCGUCCGGUGAGCAAAGAGGAGGUGCUUAUGGACAUCCCUCCGCGGUCAAUAACCGAUCGCCUGGUCUCUCGAUUCCUCAAGACGUCUGAACCGGCACGAGUGUCAAUCCAUGUUCCCACGUUCCAGAAAGAGUACGAGGAGUUCUGGCUAUGCCCAGCAGAUAAAUCUUUUACUUGGAUUUCGCUCUUAUACUCGAUCAUGGCUUUGUCUGUCUCUCUAUAUCAUCGAGGCUCAGAGCCGUUGCCUCCUACCAUGGCGGACCCUACCAGGUCAUGGGCCAUAUUCCGGAAAAGGUCCUCGCAGUGUCUUAUCCAAGCAAACUACAUCACUCCAGGGCGAUACAAAGGAGAAGCACUAUUCUUUUACUCACUCACCGAGUUCUACCGGACCCAGGAUGCGCAGAUUGGAAUGUCCUAUUUGCUCGGGAUGACUAUUCGCCUGACUAUGCGCAUGGGUUAUCAUCGUGAUCCGCGUCAUUACCCAAUGCUAUCUCCCUUGGAUGGGGAAAUGCGCCGGCGUCUCUGGGCCUUGCUCGUUCAACUCGACACUUUAAUCUCAUUUCAAGUUGGCGUCCCUCGAACAAUUCAGCCUUGGCAAUAUGACACAGAGUUGCCCUCUAACUUGUUGGAUACCGACUUCGACGAUAAUUCAGUGAAAUUGCCACCCGGCAGGCCAAAGCAUGAAGGAACAGAUUGCUCGUACACGAGGGCCAAAUCUCACAUUAUGAGCGUUUUUGGUCAUAUAACAGACCUAGCAUUCUCUCGAGAGCACUCAUCCUACGAUGAGACCGUGGAAAUUGACGGUCGCUUGGAGACUGCACAUGAUAUGGUACCCUCCUUCUUGCAAAUUCGACCAAUGACGCAGUGUAUCGCAGACCCAGCAGAAUUGACCAUGCGGCGCUUCGCCCUGGAGCUCCUGUAUCAAACGGCACGUCUUGUGCUACAUCGCCGGUAUAUCGCAGAGACCAAUCCCAAAUUUGCUUACUCGCGAUCAGUCUGCCUGGCCGCAGCUCGGGACGCGCUUCGAUACCACACAGAGGUCUGGACCGAGUUCAUGCCCGGCGGUCAAUUGUACGCAGAGCGGUACUUCCUCAACUCCCUCCAAAAUUCCUUCUUGCUCUCGGCAAUGAUUCUUUGCCUUGAGAUGUCCCAGGAUACAGAUCGUGGUGAUGCUGCACGCCUCGAACCCCACGAACGCGCGGAGUUCUUGCUUCUUCUGGAAACUACCCAUCACAUAUUCAUGGAAUCCAGUCACCAGUCUGUAGAUACACAGCGAGCAGUGAAUGCUUUGACUAUCAUGCUCAAACGGGUGAAGAAAUGUGACUUUAAAUAUCCCAGUUCGACUGCUGGCCAAUCAACAGCGCUCAUGGAUAAUGAUAUCUCAACCCAAUCCACUGGUACAGCAGCCUUUGAUCAACAAUACCAAACAUACACAUCCAAUAUUGGCGAAUUGCAGUCCGCAAUACCCAACCCCGGCCAGACGCCGUCAUACAACUCCUUGGGGGUCAUUGAAGACAUGUUUGAUAUACCUGCUCAACUCGACUGGAACCUGUACGACAGUCAUAUCUCAGGGGUCGAAAUGGCCACCAAUAACAACUGGUACUCCGAUGGUCCAACGACUCCGUACGAUUUUGCCGCGUAUCCUCCUGGGUUAUCGCCGAUGGAUCAUCAGAGCUACCAGCAAUGA
Penicillium samsonianum is the source of this 2004-nucleotide messenger RNA. RefSeq names its product putative C6 transcription factor. The transcript has 5 exons. Lineage: Eukaryota; Fungi; Ascomycota; Eurotiomycetes; Eurotiales; Aspergillaceae. Gene Ontology annotation, molecular function: DNA binding; zinc ion binding. Gene Ontology annotation, cellular component: nucleus. Gene Ontology annotation, biological process: DNA-templated transcription. The coding region runs from base 1 to 2004 and encodes 667 amino acids. The record is from RefSeq and is a predicted model, not a curated record.